Molecule: messenger RNA, 2113 nt
Organism: Paramacrobiotus metropolitanus
Lineage: Eukaryota; Metazoa; Tardigrada; Eutardigrada; Parachela; Macrobiotidae
Product: scoloptoxin SSD14-like
Exons: 8
Coding region: 127-1965 (612 amino acids)
Biological process (GO): glutathione catabolic process
Cellular component (GO): plasma membrane
Molecular function (GO): glutathione gamma-glutamate hydrolase
Source: RefSeq, a predicted model, not a curated record
UUGCGGCUUUUCCUACCCGACGUAAAAAUGCACAGUUAUGUUAUGUAUAUUAAACUUUGUCUCCACUAGCACUUGUUUAGUUUCCCGCUUUCGGCUACAUUGCCAACAGGUUUUCGGAGCAUCGCGAUGGCGCUGAUCUGGGUGACCUUAAGCUUGCUGGUAUUAGCAACCGUUGGGGUUGAGCGUUCCUCCACCGCCUCCAUUCCCAAAUUGGAGAAAAAUACAACAGCCCAAUCGAAAAAGGAUUUAUACCCUGGGACUGUAGCAGAUAAAUUUCCACCUUCGAAGUCAGUUUUGGGAAGAUAUGCCAAACAGGCUGUGGCCGCCGAUUCGGUCGAAUGCUCGGAAAUGGGAAACGAUGUUCUGAAAAAAGGAGGAAAUGCCAUUGAAGCAGCCAUCACCACCUCGUUGUGUGUCGGUAUUUACGACCCGCAAAGCUGCGGUUUGGGCGGGGGUCAUUUCAUGGUGAUAUACAACCGGAAGAACCAAAGUGCCACCACAAUCAACGCACGAGAAAUGGCCCCAGCUGCGUCUACGACCUUCAUGUAUGUGGACAACAAGAACAUUUCCUCCAUCAAAGGAUGGCAUGCGGCCGGCGUACCAGGUGAACUUGCUGGACUCUGGGCAGCGUACCAGUAUUCUAAAUCAGUCGGCGGGAAACUACAGUGGAAAGAUCUUUUUGCACCGGUCAUAAAAGCACUGCAACAAGGGAUUCGCAUUAAUAACCGUCUUGCCUUCGCAAUUCGGGUUGCCAAGGACGAUAUCUUGGGAGGCUACGAUAAGGGCUUGACCACGUUGUUCGCACCAGGCGGCAGGCUACUGGUCGAAAAUCAGACCUAUGCCAACGAAAAAUUGGUCAAUACCAUGCAGAUGAUUGCGGAUGACCCCGAAGGAAUAAAAGAGUUUUACACCGGCCGAAUCGCCGAAAACUUGGUUAAUGACAUAAAAAAUGGAGGUGGUAUAAUUACUCUGGACGAUAUGCAACAGUACACGGCCGCUGUAGAACCGGCUAUCCACACUACUUUACAAGAUAAUUCUCUUUUGUACACCAUUCCGCCGCCUUCAAGCGGGCUUAUACUGCAGUAUAUGGUGAAAGUUAUGGAUGGCUACUACGGCAAUGUGAGUCUCGAUUGGCGCACUGCAAAGCAGACUGACCGGGAUUUGUUCAACCAACGCCUGGUGGAAACCAUGAAAUACGGUUAUGCCCGCAGAACCGAACUCGGUGACAAAGAUUUUCAGGCGGAAGUACAGGAGAUUGAAGAAGCACUGCUCAAUCCGUGGUUGGCCGAUUUUACACGGCGAUCCAUUAUGGAAAAUAAGACCUCUAAUGAUACGAGCACCUACGGUGUUAAAACUGUUGCUAAAAUUGGCAAAACAGGAACGUCGCAUCUCUGUGUUCUGGAUAAAGAUGGAAAUGCCGUCUCGUUAACUACGACAAUCAACACAUUCUUCGGGUCGCGGCGUUUGUCGCAGUCUACCGGAAUACUUCUCAACAACGAGAUGGACGACUUCAGUGUAAAUCCGAACGAACCAAAUUUUUACGGUUUACCGCCAUCCAAAGCCAAUUAUGUGGCGCCUCACAAGCGGCCACAGUCCAGCAUUUCCGGAACCAUAGUGGCUGAUCGACAUGGUGACGUCACAUAUGUAAUUGGAGCCUCGGGUGGAUCGCGAAUAAUUUCCGCAACGGCCAGCGUUCUCAUGCGGGCAAUGUACCUCGGUCUGAACAUCAAGGAAGCUAUCGAUCAUCCUCGAUUGCACCACCAACUGUUGCCCAUGCACCUGGAGUACGAACCAGGAACGCGACGAGCUGACGUCGUAAGCCUCGUGCAAAAAGGGCACAAAGUGGACACGAGCCACAUGCAGGAAGCGCCGUAUGCGGCUGUGCAGGGAAUUCACAGGCUGGCCGACGGCAGUUUAGAGGCCAAUAGCGACUUUCGAAAAGGAGGAAGACCGGCGGGAGAAUAACGCUAACGCCACAAGAAGAAGGAACGGAGGAUUUUCUAACGCUAAGGAGAUAUUUUGCUUAUUGUUUCAAUACUUGCUAAACUGCACUGAUGGUGGUUAGGUGGCAUUGAUAGAUAUUUUGAGCAUUGAUAUCAAGUAUAAUAAAAAU